Molecule: messenger RNA, 282 nt
Organism: Ascochyta rabiei
Lineage: Eukaryota; Fungi; Ascomycota; Dothideomycetes; Pleosporales; Didymellaceae
Exons: 1
Coding region: 1-282 (93 amino acids)
Source: RefSeq, a predicted model, not a curated record
AUGCACGGCAUUGCAAGCCGUCGCAAAGCUUGCGAGGAUACCGGUACACUUCGAGGAGCGCCGACCAUUGCCGCAGCUGCCGCGGGUCGAGGCGGCAGCACCCUUAUCCCAGCGCAAAUACCUCCUCUUGACAAAUUACGACUGCUAUGUCCAGGGUUCCCUCGCAAGCCUAUAGAAGUUCACAACGGCGACGCCUUCGCCCUUGCGCAGACUCUAGGUUCUACUUACGGCAAGGUUGGCGUAUUGAACUUGGCCAGCGAUCGAGAGCCUGGCGGUGGCUGA